Molecule: messenger RNA, 346 nt
Organism: Carassius carassius (crucian carp)
Lineage: Eukaryota; Metazoa; Chordata; Actinopteri; Cypriniformes; Cyprinidae
Product: small integral membrane protein 7
Exons: 5
Coding region: 20-253 (77 amino acids)
Source: RefSeq, a predicted model, not a curated record
AGAAGACGAGCCAUCCAAAAUGAUCGGAGAUCUUUUAAUUUUGGGCACUCUGCUCAUGAACGCCGGCGCUGUGCUCAACUUUAAACUAAAGAAGAGAGUAACGCAGUCUCAAGGGUUUGGCGAUGAAUCUGGAUCGUCCAGCACUGGAGACAACAUCAGAGAGUUCCUGCUGAGUCUGCGGUACUUUCGCAUAUUCAUUGCUCUCUGGAACGUUUUCAUCAUGUUUUGCAUGAUCUUGUUAUUUGGAUCAUAGAUCACGGUUACAUUGAGGAUCACUACAGACAAGGAGAAUUAUUGCAGCACUGGUGGAUUUAUUGUAAUCUUAUUUUUAGUGUGGGAUGUCUUG